Messenger RNA from Lithohypha guttulata, 2673 nucleotides. RefSeq names its product Transcription factor bye1 (gene BYE1). The record is from RefSeq and is a predicted model, not a curated record. NCBI's taxonomy places the organism in Eukaryota, Fungi, Ascomycota, Eurotiomycetes, Chaetothyriales, Trichomeriaceae. Gene Ontology annotation, biological process: DNA-templated transcription. The coding region runs from base 1 to 2673 and encodes 890 amino acids. The transcript is spliced from 3 exons.
AUGCCUGAGGCGACAAGAUCUUCGUUUACCACAUCUGUUCAUGAAGAUUUGCCUCCUAGAGGGUUCGGGAAAUCGAGAUAUACGGCAAACGAACCACGCCGUUCAGGUCGCGCGACCAAAGGUGUGCAUACAAAAGAUCGCGAAGACUCCGAUGGUGCGCCGAAGCAAAAAGGCAAGGCCAGUAAAAGCAAGAAAGGCAAAGCAGAACCGGAACCGGAGGAUGAUGAGCAGGACGAAGAAGAGAAUGCUUACAUUCGCUGCAUCUGUGGCAAAUAUGAAGAGGAAGAAGAGGAACCACGAGCCAUGAUCUGUUGCGACAAGUGCGAUGCGUGGCAGCACAACGACUGCAUGGGAUUGCCCGAAGAUUAUACGCCAUCCAGCUACUUUUGCGAGCAGUGCAAGCCUGCGAAUCAUAAAGAGCUUCUAGCAGCAAUAAAGAGAGGUGAGAAGCCAUGGAUCGAUGCUGAAAUUCGCCGGAAUCAAGCCAAGGAAGAGAAGAGUGGCAAGAAAAAGGGCAAGAAAGGUGGACGCAAAUCCGCUGCUCGUGCUAGCGACGCGAACCGCACACCUACGAUUGAGCCAGACGAGGCAGCUGUUUCCAAGAAGAGAAAGGCUGAAGAAUCACCAGCUCCUCCCGAGGCUAUGAAGCCAAAACGCGCCCGGUCAAGCCUUCGAGAAAGUACCAAUGGCCCGAACGAGGAAGAAAAACCUCCAGUAGAAGAUCAGAAUGAAGAUGUCAUGGAAGAAGAUUCGAUUUUCGUGGACGUUGCAAAGGACCCCAAGGAGAUCACUGAUUCUUAUCGUAGCAAAAUAGCCACGAACAUUGUCAGGUUAUUUAGCGACCAAGCAAAUAACCUGGUGCAGCAGAAAGCUAUAGACCUUGCCAAAGGCGAGACUGCUAAGGGCCUCGGCACCCAGAUUGCGCUUCAUGUCGAGCACGCAGUAUACCACGUUCGUUCUGGUGGCUCAGGAGAGCCUAGUGAGGCCUACAAGGAGCAGAUGCGCAGUAUACUCAACAACAUCAAGACAAACCCUGAUCUAGCAAAACGCUUGAUGAGCAGACAACUGCGUCCAGAUGAGCUCGCGGCUAUGGACCCGAAGGAUAUGGCUACAGAGGAGCAGAAGCAAAAGGACUUGAAAGAGAAGGAAAGAAUGGACAAACAGCACGUACUUAUUGAGGAGCAGACUCAGGGUCCAAGAGUCAGGAAGACACAUAAAGGCGAUGAAUAUGUCGAGGGAACAGAUGUAGGGCGGGAGAUACCAGAGACGCCUCCACGUCCGCCAUCGCCGAAACCUGUCGCAGCCGAGCAGAAACCAGAGAUGAAAAGCCCAACGCCAGCGGAUAAACCAUCGAUUAUGCGCAAGCCUUCGGCCUCGACUAAAGGCAAACCAUUUGGCGACAAUCGAAGGAAGUCUUCCUCAAACUUUGACAUUGACAAAGUCUACGCAGGAGUACAAGCUUCACCUGUGGACGCAGAGGGACCAAAGUCUCAAGUUGCUGGAGAAGGAUCGCCUCUGCUUAGCACAGCCGCAGAAGCAGAUCCCGAAGUCGAUCGCCUUCUUAGAGACGAAGACAAUGAAUCAGCACCUUACUCACCCAAGGAGUUUAUCGACGAGGACGUUGUUUGGCGUGGACGAGUCGACGGUGGUAGUCUUGGCACAUUUAAUACAGUGGCACGAUUUGCAGCCGGAUGCUUGCCCAGCGUUGAUAACCUGCGCAUGUCAUGGGAUCAAGUCGUACCUUCCUCGAUCAAAUUGCAUGGCCGCAUACAGCCAAGUAAGGCAGAUGAGUACUUGUGUGGCCUCGAAUACAGCAAUACCACUGAGCUCAUCAUUGUCAAUUUGAUUGAGCCCAAGGACUCUGAGAGCAGGGAGGAGUUCUCAAAAUUCUUCAAUUACCUCAAGUCCAAGGAGCGAUACGGAGUUGGCAGUCAACAUCAAGUGCCAGCCAUCAAGGACAUAUACUUCCUACCAAUGGAGGUUGGACAGUCCUUGCCAACGGUCAUGAAGGCUCUCGAUCAUACUUUGCCUGAUCCAGCAACCGAAAGGUCGCUCCUGCUUCCUAUCGUUAUUAAGUGGACAGAACUCCCACAUAAUGCCGAGAAGGUGAAACAGAUGAACCAAGCAGCACAACUUCUGGCCUCACAAAGUCCAAAUCCUGGCCAUCAUGUAGCCCAAACUCCAAUCACACCACACGAGCCACAAAUCAUGCAACUCGAUGGUACAUCGUCCUACUCAGGACUACCAAAUCCAACGGCGACCAUUAACGGAGGAGCCGCCUCAAUGCCUCGUCAGCAAUCAACACCAACACCUGCACAACAAGGAGCUUACUCUACACCACCUCCCCAGGCGCAAACGCAAACACAACAACCUCAACAACAAAUCCACCACCCUCUCCAGCAGAGUGAAGCGCCCGCCGCCAAAAACGCAAUGAAAAUCCUCGGUCCCGAAAUGGCUGCAGCUCCUGCAGUAGUAGAGCUGAUCGCCACGGCGCCAGGUGCCGGAGAACUAGAAUUCGAAAUCAUCAAGGAGUGUAUUACGGAGAACUCUGAGGCGGGACGUAGGUUAGAUGUGCUCACGCAUAUGUUGCAAUUGAAGUACCAGAGUCAGAGGAGUAGUCAGCAGAGUGGCGGUGGUGGGACACCAGCGCCGACGACGCCUGCUGGCACGUAG